AGAACAGCAACAAAUAACCCACGAACUGUGAAGUGCUUGGCUUUAACACCAAGCAUUCCUAGAUGGCAUAAUCCAUCAUUAUUGGGACAAUGUCAUUUCGCAAGAUACGUCCCUCGUUUGGAGACAGCAGCGUGUCCACGAGCAAUCCGAGUCAGUCCACAUCCGAGAGUACGGGAUCUGAUCCACGCCGGGUCCGCGGAGAGAUAGAACCUGUCGAGAGCAGUAAUUCCUCUCUAUCAUCCAAACGUCGAAGAGUCCCCGAAUCCGUAACACGCAAUGCGUGUCUUAAUUGCAAGAAGGCUCGAGCAAAGUGUGAUGGGAAGAAGCCAUGCAAGAGAUGUGCGACCCGAGUAGAAACAUCGGAAUGCAUCUACGAGAUCCAUAUCAAGCAUGCGAAGGAGGAGCUGGUUAAGCAGAUCAAGGACCUCAGGGCCAAGGACCAUAUGACCGAACAGAUCCUACAUGCACUCUCCACCGAUGAGCAAGUUCCCGAAAUUCUCGAGCGCCUCAAGAAUGGCGAGACCUACGAGAGCAUUGUCGAAUGGCUGGGUCGAGCUCCAAUGGACGACUUCGAGACGCUUUCGCCCAGGCUAUCUCAACAUUCUACAUUUGAACCAUCGGAUCACGAAAUGGCGGGCGUCUCCGCCACGAACCUCAAGUGGACGGCUGUGACGUCCAAUACCGCAGUUUUAGAUCACCUAUUCCAGCUCUAUUUCGCAUGGAUCCACCCAGUGCAUACCUUAUUCAGCGAGGGCCAUUUCGUGGACAGUUAUAAACGGCAGUCGGAGGAGUAUUGCUCGUCCAACCUCGUUAACGCGAUUUGUGCUAUGGCUUGCUAUCUACACUCCACGGCAGAGGGAGACGACUUUGAUUUUGACCAGUUCGGCACCGAGUUUAGCGAUGCUGUUCGCUCAGACAUCGACGCGGAUGACAAGAGCAUCACAACGAUACAAGCGUUUGCCGUCAUGUUUCUCGUCGACUGUGCGCGUGGUAACGGAUUGCGUGCUUCGUCUUACCUGCGAGUGGCCACCAGCAGCUUGUCAACAGUCGAUUACCACCAGAAUGAAUGGUUUGCGGAAGUCUGGAAGAAUACGGUUCGCGGAGUGCGAAAUUUGAACGUGGAAUGGGCACAGAUGACCUUCCAAGUACCUCCUACGAUCAGCGCGGCCGUUUAUUAUGAUGUCGAAGAGAACGACGAAGAGAUCGAUGCCGCCAAAUGGUACUUCUAUCGUUAUGUCAAUGAUCAAUGCCCUGCUUGGCCGGGUUUGCUGGCCACUACAAAUCGAGAGAAGUCGAAAUUGACCGCCAUCAUCCAAGACGUGGUGACGUUGAUGUAUGCUCAUUGCGGUCCCCAAGUCUCUGCCCAUCGUCUUCUGCAGCAAUAUGGCAGGUUGGUAGCUUGGCGCGAGGAACUUCCGAGCGCCAUUGGUAAUAUUGAGAACAACAAUAGCCAGGCACUCCCUCAUGUUCUCUCUUUGCUAAUCCUAUAUUCAAACACAGUAGUACACCUACUCCGCCCUCUGCUCGACCUCGAAGGUUUCCCGUCUCCACUGGUUGAGGAAAUAAUCUGGAACCAUGCGCAACAGGGCCUGUUCCUGCUAGACGAACACUAUCGAACUCAGUACACUUGUCGGUACCAACCCGUCCUGCAGAUGUUUUCUCUUCUGCACCUCUCCGAUCUCGUGGCCAGAUUCUUCCCUGGAGGCGUUGAAGGGGGUAGUAAAGAUGGCCCGGAUGCUAUACAAUUUGGGAUCGAAGCUCUGAUUCAGUCUCGGGCCGGGUUUCCAGUGGCCGGACCUCUUCAAGAGAUGCUCCGCAGAACCGCACAAGAAUGUUCCAUUCGUUUUCCCUUGAAUGAAUUUAUGGCCAUCCCGAUACCGCCAAAGGGAGUCUAUCGGAUUGACGAUUUGAUCGACGCCUGCACCAGAACCUCGUAUAUCCAACCGAUCAAUGAGAUCCACUUGAGGUAUCUCCCGUCCAUACCUGCUGACUGGAUUUCUGAAGGGGCUGCACUUGGGUUCCUUGUGCCUGCUUCUGGGGUUAGCAGGUUGAGAAUCCCAUCGGCCGAGGAGAGAGGUGCUCAGAGUCUUAUGCAGAUCCGCAACCUGCUCAACACAAACUGAGGUAUUUUUGGGGGAUCUUUUUUUGGAUCCCGGUUCGUCUGUGCUCUUUCCAUCGAGUUUCAUUCGGAGGCAGUGGAGGCAGUGAGGCUGGGAGAAUGUCCUUCUGGCGGUGGAGAGCUUGUGCCGAACUCCAUUAUGGAGUUAGCACUUGCAAUAUACUUAAAGGGAAAAACUGGCGGAAUGGAUACGCCGUCUCAUUCCGUGGAACCAUUUGCCGUCCUCUCAU
This is a messenger RNA of Hyaloscypha bicolor E, 2349 nucleotides long. RefSeq lists its product as uncharacterized. The coding region runs from base 90 to 2123 and encodes 677 amino acids. Gene Ontology annotation, molecular function: DNA binding; zinc ion binding; DNA-binding transcription factor activity, RNA polymerase II-specific. The record is from RefSeq and is a predicted model, not a curated record. The transcript is spliced from 4 exons. Gene Ontology annotation, biological process: DNA-templated transcription; regulation of DNA-templated transcription. NCBI's taxonomy places the organism in Eukaryota, Fungi, Ascomycota, Leotiomycetes, Helotiales, Hyaloscyphaceae.